UUAGAAUUGUAUUUAUAGUUACAGUAUUAGCGAUUGUUACGCUAACACAGCGUUAGCCUCACGGUCAAUAGAAGAUACCGGUUUUGUGCUCGUGUUGAAGUUUUCUCACUUUGCUGUCACAGCUAACAACAGUUUAAUUUUCGGUUAGCAAGUGCUCAAGACACCGCUAAAUUAUAAGAUGCCCCAUAUUUGCCAUAAAAUGGGACGGUUUGGCCUCCUCCGCUACAUCUCUUCCCUUCCCUCACCCAGGACAUGCUGCCUCCACCAAAGGGUCUUCACAGGUUCCCACCCCUGUUACCAGAACACCGUCCUGGGUCACAGCUGCCAGCACAGUAGGGGUGUGAGCACAGCCCUCAGCCAGCACAUACAUGACCUGAGCGGCCCUGAGCAGAGACUUUUGACAAAACUGUACGAUGGGCUGAUCGGAGGACAGCGGGCGUCUCUGGCUGAGUCCAUCACUCUGGUGGAGACGCAGCAUCCCAGGAAGAAAGAGCUGGCCCAGGUGCUGCUGCAGAGGGUGCUGGCUUACAGGAUUGAGCAGGAGAGUCGCAAUGGAGGGAAGCCAGUGGCCUUCAGAGUAGGUCUGUCUGGUCCUCCUGGAGCAGGGAAGUCGUCCUUCAUCGAGGUGGUGGGGAAGAUGUUGACAGGACGUGGACAUAAAGUGUCAGUGCUGGCGGUUGAUCCGUCGUCUUGCACUACAGGAGGGUCUCUGUUGGGUGAUAAGACUCGUAUGACUGAACUCUCCAGGGACAUGAAUGCUUUCAUCAGACCGUCACCGACUUCUGGGACACUUGGUGGAGUCACCAGAACAACCAACGAGGCCAUCGUUCUCUGUGAGGGGGCAGGAUAUGACAUCGUCUUAGUAGAGACUGUAGGUGUGGGCCAGUCAGAGUUUGCAGUAGCUGACAUGGUUGACAUGUUUGUACUCCUGAUUCCACCAGCAGGGGGCGAUGAACUCCAGGGUAUCAAGAGAGGCAUCAUUGAGAGGGCAGACUUGGUGGUGGUGACAAAGUCAGAUGGAGACCUGGUGGUGCCAGCCAGGAGGAUCCAGACUGAAUACACCAGCGCACUCAAACUGCUUAGGAGACAAUCCAAGUCCUGGAACCCCAAGGUGAUCCGUGCCUCCUCUUACAACAGUGAGGGCAUCCCAGAGGUCUGGGCCAAGAUGGAGUCAUACCGGGAUGCCAUGUUAGCCAGCGGUGAACUGCAGGGCCGACGGAGGGCCCAGCAAAAAGUUUGGAUGUGGAGUCUGAUCCAGGAGACCGUCCUCUGUCAUUUCCAAAAUCACCCCAGUGUCAGAGAGGCUCUACCCCAACUUGAGGAGAAGGUCACCAAUGGGGCUAUCUCUCCAGGCCUGGCUGCUGACCUGCUUCUGAAAGGCUUCUCGUCAUCAUCUUCAUAGUAAACGCUGGGACUGGAUGGAUGUUUUACGGUUCAUUAGGGCCACUUGGUGCCAAAAAACACUAGGACAGAGUGAGAAUAUGCGACCUUGACUCUGUGGUUUGCACAAAAAGAAGCAGCCUUGCUGUUUUUACACUUAAUUUGAAAUUUAAAAUAAGUGAGGCAGAAGUCACCCCUUCCACAGAGACUCAGUUUCAUCUUGCUUAAAUCCAAAUCAGGAGAGGCCUGACUGAGCAGACAGUUUCAUGUCUCACCUUUGGCUUCAAGACAUAUUCACAUAUGGACAGUGGAGGGAAACGAUGUAAAAGAGUUCUGCCAUCAUCCUUUUUUUCUGAUGUUUUCUAAUGUAAAGAAGAUACUGAGACUGUCUUCUCAGACUAGAACACUAAAGCCCUCAUGAACAGUUUUAAUGAAAUCAGUACGAAACAUACGGAUGAUUGUAAAGGCCAUGUUGUUACACUUGGGAAACAGACUGCACAAUACUGAUCACUUUUACAAAGUGUGUCUUUAGAAGAAGCUGAGACUUGUUUUUCCGGCCAGAAAUACUGACAUGACAAAUACUGUAGUGAGAGUAUGAUAUGUGGUAAACAAUUCACUGCCACUGGCACUCAUGCCCAUAGAUUGAUUUACAAUUUAUAACCGCAAAGGAAAAGUUUUGUAGAACGGAUAAGGUUUAGAGCAGCGGGAUUGUACAGUCACUUGUUUCUCUUGAUGAACUGCUAUGGACUUCGCUCCAAGAACAAACACAAAUUCUCUUGGACAACUGCACUUUCAAGAUGCUGAUUAUGCUGUGACUCUUAAAUGGAUAAGUGAAUAACAUUAAAUCUGUCAGUACAGUUGGCUAAGAUUCCUCUCUCCUUGUGUUUGCUCAUGGUAUGAAAAAGAAGGGGGUACUGAUUAAUGUAACCUCUACGAAUAUUAGUCCUGAGAUUUGUCAAAGAUGUAAUGAAAUGUUUUCUGCACUCUGGAGCCAGAAAUGUCAGUGCAAGGUAUCAACUGAAUGAGUCAGCUGCUCAGUUACUUGUAAUUCAGGCGAAACACACUUUAAUAUUUUUAGAAGUACCUUCAUAAUGCACUGCACUCCUGGACACCACCAGAGAUCAAAAGACAAAGAGAAGUCAUCUACUCAUGACUUCACUGUGGCUACUUUAUUAAUUUUAAACAGACUUGCUGCUGUAUUCAGGAUAAAGUGGUAGACUCAGUGUCAGUAGCAUAUGCUUGUAAAAUCUACACGACAGGUAUUUUCCAUACGAACAUCAGAGUCAUCACAACGGUGUUCUGCAUACAAUACCUUUGAGAACUACAACCGCAACUGAUCUAAAUCUGUAAAUUGUUUUUUAAAAUAAUCAAUCCAUAAGUCUAUAAAAAAAAAAAAAAUUGCUUGCAUUUGUCCAAAACUCAGACACUCGGUAUACAGUGAUUUAGAAAUGGAGAACAGCAGCAAGUCUUCACAUUCGUGACUACAAAAAUAUUUGCCAUUUUUCCUUGAUAAACAACCUAAAUUAUAAAUCAUUUAUCAAAGUUGAUUGACUAAUUGAUCAGUCAAUUUUUUUUCAGGAUUUAUCAAUGAGACUUUUUUUUUGGUGCUCUUCCAUUAUGUCAGCACCUUACCAAAAUAAAGGGAAUUUACAAAAGAACAUCAAGUACAAUAUAAUACAAGUCAGUGCAAUGCCACAAAAUACAACCUUUGUGAAGCAUAUCAUCAGUUUUUAAGGAAACUGUGUGAAAGGUGUUGAUUUAACGCUAUAGUAAUUUUAUGAUACAAUGUUUAGGUGUUAUUGUAUUGGACUGCAUCAUAUUAAUAAUAUUAAUUGUAACAAUAAUAAUAAUAAUCUGUAAAACCUU
Molecule: messenger RNA, 3246 nt
Organism: Seriola aureovittata
Lineage: Eukaryota; Metazoa; Chordata; Actinopteri; Carangiformes; Carangidae
Gene: mmaa
Product: metabolism of cobalamin associated A
Exons: 7
Coding region: 179-1402 (407 amino acids)
Cellular component (GO): cytoplasm
Molecular function (GO): GTP binding; GTPase activity
Source: RefSeq, a predicted model, not a curated record